AUGGAAGAACUCACCGCUUUCGUGUCCAAAUCCUUUGAUCAGAAAGUGAAAGAGAAGAAAGAGGCGAUCACGUACCGGGAAGUGCUGGAGACGGGCUCGGCGCGAGCCAGGGAAGCGCUCCCGGUUGAAGCAGGGCGCGAGGACGCGAGCAUUCUAGCGCGAGGAGCCGUCGCGCGCUCACCGGUCAGAGAAGCGGACAUGACGGGGCCGGAGAGGACGAGGGACACGGGGAGUCCCAAACUUACAGACGGCAUCCUGGACGUGAAAGAACGAAAAGAGGACGCCAAGCCGACAGAGGACGAGACGCAGACCAAAAUCAAGCAGAGGAGAAGUCGGACUAACUUUACUCUGGAGCAGCUGAACGAGUUGGAGAGGCUGUUCGACGAGACGCACUAUCCGGACGCGUUCAUGCGCGAGGAGCUGAGUCAGCGGCUCGGGCUCUCCGAAGCGCGCGUGCAGGUUUGGUUUCAAAACAGGAGAGCCAAGUGCAGAAAACAGGAGAACCAGUUACACAAAGGGGUGCUCAUCGGAGCUGCGAGUCAAUUUGAAGCGUGCCGCGUCGCACCAUAUGUCAACGUGGGAGCUUUGCGCAUGCCAUUCCAACAGGAUAGUCAUUGCAACGUGCCACCCUUCUCCUUUCAGGUGCAGGCGCAGCUGCAGCUGGAUAGCGCCGUGGCCCACGCGCACCAUCACCUGCACUCUCACCUGGCGGCGCAUGCGCCCUACAUGAUGUUCCCCGCGCCGCCGUUUGGCUUGCCCUUGGCCACGCUGGCGGCGGAGUCUGCUUCAGCGGCGUCGGUGGUGGCCGCAGCCGCCGCCGCCAAGAACAGCAACAAGAACUCGAGCAUCGCGGACCUGAGACUGAAGGCCAAAAAGCACGCGGCGGCGCUCGGGCUGUGACACGCCGGGGCGCGCGCGCACAGCUCCCACUUACAAUACUAGGACAUUAUUUAUACUCUCUUUAUGAAGGACACUCCAGAAUAAAGGCUUAUUUAUGACAUGAACAACACAAACUGUGAAACCGAACUGAAGCCUGUC
This is a messenger RNA of Ictalurus furcatus (blue catfish), 1038 nucleotides long. RefSeq names its product short stature homeobox 2 (gene shox2). The transcript has 5 exons. The coding region runs from base 1 to 900 and encodes 299 amino acids. The record is from RefSeq and is a predicted model, not a curated record. Gene Ontology annotation, cellular component: nucleus. Gene Ontology annotation, molecular function: sequence-specific double-stranded DNA binding; DNA-binding transcription factor activity, RNA polymerase II-specific. Lineage: Eukaryota; Metazoa; Chordata; Actinopteri; Siluriformes; Ictaluridae. Gene Ontology annotation, biological process: regulation of transcription by RNA polymerase II.